AUGGGCAUCGUACGCACCGCACUCGCUGUCACCGGUUGGACUACGCUGGGCUCCACCGCGGGCUUCCUACUUUGGACUCGGAAGUCGCACAUCGUGGACGUUCCACCUACCGAUUACAUCUUCAACCACACACUGUACUCGCGCUACAACCCGAACAACGCCCCAGUCACACAAGAUCUAUGCGUGAGGAGGGUACCGCUGGCCAACAUUCGUCCGGAGCUGUUGGAGAAGGAGGGCAAAUUGGUCGAGGCUUUUAGUGCAGGGCUAUGGGGAGGCUUGGGAUAUGCUUACCAACGGAGAUUUCUCGAGAAGAAGUACCGCGCCGAUCCAGUCACCGCCGAUCAUCUCUGGGACAAAGAACAGCUCAGGGCGAGCACGUAUGAGGUGGGAACCAAGAUCACCGAUCACUUCGAGGUAGUCGCCAAGUCGCCGGAGUCGAUCAUUGUGCGAUGCGGCGACUCGCCUCGGAACAAGGAUGUACGCGAAUCCGAUGGCCUAUUUGAGAUGCAGGCGGAGAUCAAGAAAGAUGAGGGCGUGGCUGAGUUUGGGUUGAAGAGCGUGUUCUACGAAGGCAAGCCACCAGCACCACCCAUGAGUGCCUGGAUCCAGUGGCUUCACGCGCAGUACGACAAGGUCCUGAUGGAGACCGCCAUCUCCAACUGCACCCGAUAA
Molecule: messenger RNA, 672 nt
Organism: Zymoseptoria tritici IPO323
Lineage: Eukaryota; Fungi; Ascomycota; Dothideomycetes; Mycosphaerellales; Mycosphaerellaceae
Exons: 3
Coding region: 1-672 (223 amino acids)
Source: RefSeq, a predicted model, not a curated record